AUGAACUGCGGGAUUGCCACUAACAAAGCUUAUGUGACAUUGAAUACUUUAUUUAUUGAAGAGAUUCUACUUCACGCAAUCUUAUCCGUCGACUGCUUUAUCAUGAUGUAUUUCCGCAUUUCCGUAGCAUUUCUCGGCUAUAACCUCUCUAUACGUCCGUUUCCGGAAGCAGCACGAAUCCGACCUUAUCCCGAAGUUCAAACAAGCGGAAGAGGUGAUUCGAAUCGUAAUCAGCUCGUUCCCAUAGCAGCUAAUCAAUUGGAAGUUGACCGAACAAACUUGUUCCAGUCGUUCGUCAACCGUCUCAUCUCUCGUUGUGUUACUGUGCAUCGUGCGCACACGCCUCGUCCCCCCACUUCGUUCAUUCUUUAUUAUCAAACCGCUUUCAGUUCAUUUUGUCUACCUACGUGGGUGGUGCCAAGACUCUUCAAACAUCUUCUCUUACUUGAUUUGGUCAUAUUGUGA
Messenger RNA from Strongylus vulgaris, 465 nucleotides. The record is from the annotation of a GenBank genome assembly. Lineage: Eukaryota; Metazoa; Nematoda; Chromadorea; Rhabditida; Strongylidae.